AUGUCUGGAGGUAGUUUGAAUCGAUUUCCACUUCGUCGAACUGUUCAAAUUCUUCAAACUCCAGUCCAAACUGCGACAAUUUUCGAAAACGUCGAAUUAGAGGCAAAUACAAGUGAAUCAAGAUUGGAAAAAGAAUCGAAAACUUGUGCGGUGAAACCAUUGAAUAAUAAUAAUACUGAACUUAUGAAAAAUGAUGGAGAAACAUCGGAAUUAGAUACUGAAGGAGAAUAUGAGGAUUUUUCGAGGGUUGAAGAUUUUUUUGAUUUUGGAGAUUUGAAAGAUCGAUUUUUGGAAGUUUUACAUAAACAAGAUACAAAAGAGAAGACAAAAUUGUGAGUAUUUUAUCUUGUUUUUUGAAGCUGACUAUUGAGAAUUCUUGAAUUUUUUUGAUAAAAAUUCAAAAUUUGUAGUCAGACGAUUUUUGACCCAUGGAAGCCUUCAGAACUUGCGUGUCUAGUAGAAAACUGCGCUGUCUAGGUACCACCCCUUGAGAACCACUAUGAGUAGGUAUGGCGUCUUGAAAUCUUCUAUGUCAAGUAGACAAGUCUAGAAAAGAUGGUUGUGAAGUAGGCGUGUCUAGAGAGCUUCAUUACCAUGUGGACUUCAAAAUUUAAAUUCAGAUUUUUUUGUAAAAUUUCAAAUACUCCCUGUACUAUAAAAAUAGUUCUGUUAAUUCCACUAAAAAUUUCAAAAAUUAAAAAAGUUUAAAAGUUUUUUUCUCAAAAAUUGACGUGAAGUGUACUCAAACGUGUAUCCUUAAUAUUUUUGAUCAUUUCUAGAAAUAUUUUAUUCUUGUUCUAGCCUGCCUCUGAAAAACAGGUAUGUAGUUUCACGGGCUUCUAUUCACCUUCUUGAAAAUCCCCUAAAGGUUUUUUUCGUUUCCCUGAAUCACUAGGUCAUCUGAUCUUUGUUCUAAAAAUAUAUUGCAAUUUUUAAAAGUCUUCUAAAUUGCUGCCAAUUAUUUCGAUCGAACCUAAUUUUUCCAAAUUUUCGUUUAUUCGUAUUUUUAUUUCACACGUGCUCAAUCUUACGGUAGGUAGAUGUUUUUCAAAAAUAUUAUUCCGUGACAAUUUUUUUGCCCAAAAUCAGAAAAAGUUUAAAUUGUUUUUCUCCAAAAAUUUUUUACUUUUGCUAGAAAAAAAACAAAAACAAUUUUCAGAUUUUCUCCCGAGAGUUUACUCAUUUUUCGCUCCUUAAUACUCCGCCUCUAAAAUAAUUCAACCGGUUUUUUGUCUUCAAAAAAGAUUAGGCUUAAAAUUCUUGACCUUGGCGGCGCAAAAUUCGAUGAUAGACGUCAUAUUCCCAGAACAGAAACACCACAGACAUUUGUUCGGUUUUUGUUGUGGUUAUUUUUAAAGAGUACUGUACUGUAGUAUGUAGUCUGAUAUUUAAGCCUAAUAUUUUCAGCCAAAAAUGUUGAGCCUAAAAUUUUUAGCCUGAAAUUAUAGGCACGAAUAUUUUAAGCCUAAAUUUUUUAUCCUGAAAUUGUUUUUCUUUGAACCUGUGUUUUGAAUCUGAAAUUGUCAGAUAAUUUUUUGUAACUAAAAUUCCGAAAAAUUACAAAUCGAAACCAUUUUUUGAAAAUUUUCCCAUUCGGAAUUUUCUGAAAAAAUAGGACGGGGUAUUUUUGGAGCAUUGCUCAUGUUAGGUUUGAGCUCAAAGUGCUCUAAUCUUCUUAGCUCCGAUUCAAACAUUUUCCGUUUUAUUUUCAUUUUUUCAAGAGUUUUGAUGAAAAUGUUGAAAUCCAAGAUCACUCACAUCUUUUCAAGAAAAAAACAUGUGCAAAUAAAAGUAUCUUCGAAUUCCUCCUUUUUUUUCAACAAACACUAAAAAGAGUACAAAAAUGUGAGUCAAUUCAAAUAAAAAUAAAUAUAAUAUGAGAGAUAAAACAGGGAAGUUUUAUGAACUCUUCACAUUUUGUCUGAUUACGUCAUCAAUAAUUAUAGCAUGCUGAAAAAUCUCAAGAAUUUUUGUGAAUAUGUGUUUUGUUGUCAAUUUUUUUUCGCCGCCAAAAAUAACAUUUCGCUAUUUUUGUAUAUAAAAUAUUAGCAUUUUUGGCAAAAAUAUGGAAUUUAUAAUUUUUCAACACCGAAAAAAUGGCCGGUUUUCCCACUCUCCACUAUUUGUUUUUGUGAUUUGUUUCUAAAGUUAGACUAGGAGGCGUAGGCGUCUCCGAAAUAUCAAAAUCGCAAAUCGCCAGCACUCGAUUUUUUUCAGAAGAUCCUAUUUAUUUUCUUCGCCUCUAACUAAAUAUAAUCCGCUUCUGAACAAAAUUAAUCAGUUGGGAUUAAUUUGUUGUAUGAAGUGAAAUAGUUUUGUUAUUUUUAUAUUCUUUAUUUUAUUUUAUUUUCGAAAACAUAGAUUUUUUGUUCAUCCUAUUUAAUAAUGAUGUGUGUUUCUUUAAGCUUUACCCUAUAGAUUUUGAAGCUGAAUUCUUCUUAUUUUGUUUUUGUACAGUUUUUUUCAUAAAUUUCUGCGCGACUCUCUGAAGAGCACAAAAUGAGCCAAGAAUCGAGAAUUUUCGAAAAGUUUUUGGGAGUCCAUAACUCAUGUUAGAAGAACUUUUAUCAAAAACUGAAAAUAGUUUAUUCCACAUUCUAAAAAACAUUGUGGCUCACAUCAGAAAAUAGGUUCAGGUUCAGGUUCAGUUUUCGAUUAAAGCUUUUCUAACAUGAGUUAUAGACUCUCAAAAUGAAUUUGGAUUUUUGGAAUUUUUUGGAAUUCAAAAAAUCUGGUCUCCGGGGAAUGACUUUAGAGAAAUUGAAUUUCCAGAAAAAUUAUUCCUUCACAAUUUUAUUUCUAAUUUUGUGAGCUGAAAUUCUCUGUGAAUUUUUUGUGUACCAAAUACGUCCGCCCCCUCUGAUUCUCUAUUUCAAAUCCAAUCCAAUCCAAUUCAGCUCAACUCAAUUCAAUCUAAAACUAAAUAAAAUUGUUUGCAACAAAAAAGAGAGAGAGAAAGCUAAAAGGCAUCAUUAAAUGCGCAAUUUGAGAGCCAUGCCUUUUCCUUGUUUUAAUUUUGAGAAUCGAUUUUUCUAUUUAUUCCCCUUUUCUUUUUCAGUAUGAAUACUUAAUUGUCUUUCUUUUUUCUCUUUUUCCUAGGAUAUAUUAAACUUUUUUCUAGCACCUUCUUUUGUAAUAAAAACUUCCGGUUCUCGAUCUUCUUUAAAAAAAAAGUUUAUCACUAUUAUUGUUUUCUUGUUUUCUCGCUUUCCACUCUUGAAAUACAUAUUGUUUUUUGCUGAAGACACUGGACGUUUUCACUUAUUCACCGACAACAAAAACAGCAGCGCUGCCGUCGACCAACAAUGGCACCACAAAACCUAGAAAGAGUCGAAAUAUUCAUAAUUUGUUCAUUAAGUUGGUGUCUUGAUUUUUUCGCCCCGGUCGGAGUUGGCGAAAAAUUUUUGGGUCCCAAAAUAUCCCGAGAAAUGUAUUUUUCUAAUAGAAAAUUCCAAAAAAUAUGAUUUUGUAUCCUAGCAAAUUUAAAAGCCAGAAUUUCUAAAUUGCUCCAAAUAUCACUGGAAAUCUAGGGACCCCCCCCCUCCCAACCCCAAAUCUCAAUCAACAAUUGUAUUCACUUUCCAGAACCGACGAUGCAUUUUUCGAAUUAGACGACGAUGAUGAAUGCUCCCUCCCAUCAUCUCCACCUUCUCCCUCAUCAAUCGACAUACCUCCCUCAAUAUCAGUGCCCCUCCCUCCAAAAUCUGCACCACCCUUCGCCACACAAAUCACACCAAUCGUUGGCGAUGAUGGUGCAACUGCUUCGUAUUCGCUGAGCGGAACACCGACACCAACAUUAUUACAUUCAGCAAUGUUGCAUGCGAAUCAUAUUUCGCCAGCGCAUUCUACAAAUGGUGUUAGUUUCAAGGUAAUACUAUCUUGAGUAUGAAAAAUAUUCUGAAAAUAAAUUUUUCCUUCAGAUAAGCGAGGCUCGUCUUCAACAAUCACUUUCUACACCUUGUAAUGGAUCGGAAGAUGGAACUGUUCAGCGGAAAGAUUCGGAAUAUCGGAGGUUUAAGGUAGGUUCUAGCGGAUAGGGCUAGCUCGAAUCUUGAGCUGCUGAAAUCAGAAAAUGCCAAGUCCAGUUUUUUUUUGAGAGAAAAACUAGAAUUUUCAAAAAUUUCCCGAAUCCUUUCUGAAAAUAAAAAUUGUAUGCUAGAUUUUUAAUCACAAACUCUAUCGACUAUCAGAAGCCAAGCCUAGAAAACCUAGUUAUCAAGCAGCGGCGCCUAGAGAACCUUAUUGUCUAGGACCCGCGUCUAGAGAUUCACACUGACAAGGAGACGCGCCUUGAUAUCCUCUAUAUCAAGUAGCCGAUCCUAGAAGACCUAAUUGUCUAGGACCCGCGUCUAGAGAUUCACACUGACAAGUAGCCAAGCCUAGAAAGCCUAGCCUAGGUGCUUCGAAAUUCUUUUUUAAAAAAAUAGAAAAAAAAUCCGUGACCUUUUUUGUGACCUAGUUCAUUUCAUGUAUUUUUCCGCCCAAUUUUUUUUCGAAUUCGUCAUUACCCGAAAAACCAAAUCCGAUAAUCAUUUUUCAAACAUUUUGUCACAAAAAAAAUUACAACUAAAAUUAUUUCCAAAAUCUAUUGGUCGAUUUUUCACAAGUUUGAUGAGAAACAUCUUCAGGUUAAGGGUUUCAGAAUUUUUUCAAAAAAAAAACAUAAAUUUUCAUUUUCAGUCCGAAGGUUCGACGGCUGGCGCGAAUUUGGGAACAUCGACAGAAGCUGGGAUAAAUGUUGGAACACCGCAUUUGGACGAAUUAUCACCGAUUGAUCAGAGAUUGGUUAAUGGUGGAUCUGGCAGAUUUUCAUUGAUGCAGGUAAGAUUCUGAAGGCAUCUAGAAGAUCUAGAAGACAUCUCAAAAAUUUUGCAGCAAGAUUCGGUUGUGAAUCCAGCAAUCACAACAAAACAAUCACAUACGGAACAAGUUGCGAUGAUGCAUACGUUGAAAACAAAAGCAUCAAAAUAUCAAGCAUUCAUUGAUCGAGCUAUCGAAUGUAUGGCUAAGAAUACAGAUGAAAAGAUUUUGGAGGUAAAGAUUUCUGAAUACAGUACCCCCUAACAAACUAGAGUCUAUUUAGGGAUGCGCGAUAAUUAUAAAAUUGAUGAAAAAAGCAUGGAGAACGCCGAAAGUUUGCAACGAUCUUGGAAAUGUUUUAUGCGAUUAUUUGAGAGAUCGAGAACAUUUGGAUAAACUUAUCAAAAUGUUUUUGAACACAAAUACUUGUGAACAAGGUAACCCUAAUUAAGUCCCAAUUCCUAAUUAAUUAUUUUUCUGAUUUCAGUCCGAAUGUGUUGCGGUAAAGUUCUUGAAGAAGUUAUGUCUCCGGGAAAUCGGGAUUAUAUUGUUAACAAGGUAUUAGGAGGAAUGAUUUUGAAUCAAAAAUUAAAAUUAAAAUUUUUUAGAAUUAUCUGAAAAAGAUUAUGACAAUGGCUAUGAAAUUGAACAAAAAUCCCGAUCAACAAAGGCUUAGUUUGAGCUUGAUGGAAAGUAUGUUCAAUCAUAAUACAACAUCUACGCUGUGGUGAGUUAGAAGAACUUGGGAGUUCAAGAAGCCAAGCCUAGAGAGUAGAGAGUGUCAAGCAUCACCGCCUAGAGAAGCAGUUUGGCUAGGAGCCGUGUCUAGAGAUUAAUUCUGGAAAGCAGCCACGCCUAGAGGUUCAAUAUGGAAAGCAGAUGCGCCUAUGGGCUCAAUAUGAGAUUCACUAUUGCAAGCUGCCGCCCCUAGAGGUUCCUCCCGUAAAGCAGCCGGGCCUUGUGAGCUCUAUGCCAAGAUUCUAAGCCUAGAUAUCCUAUUUGUCAAGUAGCCGCGCCUAGAGAAGCAGUUUGGCUAGGAGCCGUGUCUAGAGAUUCAUUCUGGAAAGCAGCAACGCCUUAAGGUUCAUUCUGGAAAGCAAUCAGGCCUUGUGAGCUCUAUGCCUAGUUUCUCAGCCUAGAUAUUUUAGUUAUCAAGUAGUCGCCCCUAGAGACUUCAACUGUCAAGCAUUGCUCCCUAGAGAAGCAGUUUGGAUAGGAGCCACGCCUUGCGGUUCCCCUCUGUAGAUUCCUCGGAACAAUACGUUUCAGUGUUCUCUUAACCUUUGAGUUACCAAUUUUCGAGUGCUUGAUUCAUUCAGUUUUUUGACUAACUUCAAAAAAACUUUUUUCCCAGAAAAAAUAUCUCAUAUGAAGGAAAAACCUCCACAAAAAUUGUUAAAAUUUUUUUUUCAAAAAUCCAAAUUCAUUUCCAGCCUCAUUGAAUUCGGCGUAUUGGACCACAUUCUGCUAACCUGUAAAAGAGCAACAGGCUGCCCAGACACUUUAAGACAUGCCGCAUUGGGUCUAUCAAAUUUGGCACUAUUCUCGUGUUCCGAAGGAAAGAAGAAAAUUUUGCAGAAAAAGGUAUGUCCCCGGAUUUGUUUUGCAUUAGAUACAGUACUCAUUUUUCUUCCGCCUCUUCAAAUAUCUUGUUCGUUUUGCAGGUUCCUGAUUGGCUUUUUCUUCUCGCUAGCCAACCGGAUAAUAUUACCCGUUACUAUUCGUGUUUGGCUAUUUGUAUUCUGACAAUUACGAAGGUACGGUAUCGAUCUUUGAUGUUUCUAUAUUGAUCGUCUUUUUUUAGGAACUUGAAGCAGCAGUUGCAAAAUCAGGAACUCUUCCACUCAUCGAACCAUUUCUUCUAACUCACCAAGAUUCUUCAUUCAUCGAAGAACAUAGUCAAUAUACACAAGGAAAAUCGAGAGAUUGGCUUAUGAGAAUUUUACCACUUUUAAAAUCACCAAGACGAGAAACGAGAAGUACUGUAGCUUUUCAUUUUUGCCUUGAAGCCGCGAUUAAAAAAGAUCAAAACAAAUUGGACCUUUUCCAGGUAUGUGACAUUUUAUUGGAAAAUGAUAAUUCUUAUCAUGAAUACAUAUUAGUUAGGAAGGGAAAGGGAAGGAAUUUGAAUAGUUUUUUUCCCAUAGUAGUAGUAAAACUAUGUAUGAAUCAUUGUAGGCAUAAAUGAAUAAGAAAUUUAUGUUUGAAUUAAUUUUUUUUUCGAAAAUAUUUGAGGAAUGUGAUGUUUAGAAAUGAUUAAGCAAUAUUGUUUUUAGUUUUUUAAAAUAAAAAUAGAAAAAAGUCCCAGAAAGAAAAUAAACAAUUUUGUUGCAAAAACCAUAAAAAUAUUGAGCAAAAAGAAAAGUCACCCCACCACGCAUUCGAUGAUAAUUUUUAUCAUUUUUAUUGUCAUAAUCAUCAUCGUCGUCAUAGAUUUUGCUUUUUCUUAUCGCAAAUUUCACCCCGUGAACUUUGAUAGUUUCGCACAAAGGAAUUUGACCGCGCUGACUAAGGAUUUCCAAAAAUCGAAAACAAUUUUUGGCGAAAUGAGAUAAUAAUUGAUAAACUUUGAAUUGGAUCAGAGACUUUUUAUAUACAAUUUUUCCGUGAAGAAAAAAGUGCGAACGUGGCGCAGUGGCAGCGCGCUGAGCUCAUAUUCUACUCCGUUUUGCUGGCUCGAGUUCGAUCCCGGGUGCGCGCGACUUUUUUUUUUUGAAAAUCCCUGCAAUUUCAUAACACUGCUCCCCUUUUGGCAACAAUUCAACUUUGUCAGUUUGUCGUCACACGUGGUUUUCUCUCAAUAUUUUCUAUCGAAUAAUCUAUAAAUAUCGGUGAAAAACUAGUUUGUCCCUUGUCACUGUGAGAAGAUAUAAAUAUCAACAACACGAAUAUUUUGUGCGUGUGUGUUUUUUGAUUUUUGAAAAUGUCUAUCUUAUAGGUUUUAUUUUGAUUCACUUCUCUCCGGAAUCUUAUGAUGUAGUCAAAGUUGAAUUCAAAAUUUGUGUGGUCUCCCAAUGAUCUUUUCACAUUGUUUUUAUGGCCGCGCAUGAUUUUUUUUUGGUUUUGGAUUCAGAUUAUUGUUUGAUUUUUGACGAUUUGAUCUUCGAUUCGAUGUUAGUAUGUAGGCUCGAUUCUCCGAGAUUUUUUAUAAUUUUGUUCGGGAUAACCUUUGAAUUAGUCACGUGGUGUCUAAAUAGUCACAUAUCACUAAUUAAUGUCAUAAUAAUAAUAGUUGUAUUAUCUUCUUCUUCUUCUUGGAUUUUUUGCAACGUCAGCACUCAUCUUUUCGCUCGCGUCUCCGUCUCUCCUCAUUUUCUAUCAAUAAAUCAAUCACUCACUUAAUUUUGUUAUUGUUUGCAUAGACAGGAUAUAAUUGCGAAAAGUUUCGAAAUUUGGACUCACGCCAAACUUUUCAUUUUCCUCAUUAGCGUCCAUUAAUCGAGGUACAAAGAUACAAAAAAACACACACGACAAGAUCAGAAAUCUGUGACGUAGAAAUGUGGAGAGGAGUGGAAAUUUGGCUAAUUUUGGCGGGGGAAUUCGAACUGUCCGAUGGUCAUCUGAAAAUUAGGAUUGAGAGGGAUUUUGAGAGGAACUCUUGAGAGACGAAAGGUUUCCGCGUCGUAGGAAUCGCAAGCUACGGCUUCAGCUAGAAGAUUUCCACGUCAUGAUAAUCCACGUGGCGUAUUUCUCCCUGGAAAUUUGCAUCACCUGUAAAAAUGAUGCAAUUAUUUUUCGAAUGUCUCUAUUUGUUGGUGACCCCAACCUGUCGCAACUUUUAUUUGAAUAAGGUUGAUAUAUAUGGCAAGUGUGUGGUUAUUUCGCAACACCAUUUUCUCUUCUUGUAAUUAUUUCCCGCGCAGUUAAAAGCCUUUCUUCGCCGAAUAAAAUUGCAACGUCACAAAUGGCAUGGGAAUUUACCAAAAUUUUUUAUCAUCAAUAAACCCUAGGUCACACAUUUUUUAAAGUGCUAAGGGUUUUCUGACGUUCUUAAUUUUUUGCUGACCAGCAUUAGGUCGUUUUUGAAUUCAUUAAGAAGCUUAAAAAGGUGUCUGCAUCGUCACAUGUGGCAAUAAUAAGACGAAACGAGUCGGAAAUAGGUCUUUUAGAUAAGAGAGAAACAAACUCGGAUUAGGGUUACUGUAGAUUGAGCUAAUUAUGAUGUGUACGUCACAAGCUUGUAUUGAGGAAAAACAUGGUCUGAAGUGAUUUGAUUGGAAAAAAUACGUUUCAAGUUGUUUUCUAGUUUAUGGCUCAUGUAGGCUAGAGUAUAGUUUAAGGCUCAGACCUAGCCUAUUCCCUCUGGCCUAGACAUGAAACUCUGAACUACAGUCUAGUUUGAGGCUGAGCCUUGCCACGUUAGAUUUCGUUUUUUUCCCAGAGAAUUUCAACAACUCUCUAGUUACACUAAGUUAAAGUUUCAAAAUAUUCCCGCCAAAGAGCAUAUUUCAAAAGAUGACUUCCUUUAACUCGCACAUUUUUCCCCCUGCAAAAUCAACCGAAAAAGUGGGCGGAGUCUCGAAUUUGUAGACACACUACACUAGACGAAGAGACGCAGAGAAAAAGAACAUUUUCUCAUGAGUGUGUUUAUUGUACGGUUAUUUAGUGUUAUAUUCUAUAGUUAAAAUGACUACCGCUCUUUCUCCUAAUAAUAUUAAUAUUUCAACAACUUCUACUGAAGAUUCUUCUUCAAAUUCUCUAUUGUUCACACCGAAGUUAAGACAAAGAGAUGCGAAUUCGAAUAAUAUGCUAGCUAUUGUUUCCCCAUCCCAAAGAAAUAUGAUUAUUUCACCGGAUUGUAAGAGGAAUUUGAUGCCACGAUUUGAAACUCCGAUUGCUGUAGUGUCACCGAUGGAUUCAAAUAAUCUGUUGACUCCAACUCGUCCCACUAGUCUAGCACAUUUACCACAAUUGGCUGUGGUGACACCGAAAAUUCGAACAUCUCUCAAACGUUAUCCCGCAAAAGCGGCUUUUGUUAUCAAACCGCAAAUGUUUGCCAAAACCAAGACUGUAACUUUGGAGAGAUUUCGGAAAAGUCGAACUCGCCGAUUUUUUCAUCCAUAUGCCAAGGUGAGCCUAUUGCACUUUUUUCUGAAGCGUUUGUGAUCAAAAAUGUAUUUUUUAAAUCAAAGUUUGAUUUUUUGGCGCAGUUUUAACUAUUCUUUUUUUGUGUGAUAAGAGAAUUGAAAUUGAAAUAGAAAUAAAGAUUAGAAAACAUUUUUUACAACAAAAAAAAAAAUGUUUUUUUGAGAAAUUCUAGUUGCAUUCUAACAUGAGUAAUAGUUGGGUAAACACAAAUAAUUUGGUUUGGGUAAAAAUAUACAAUUUUUUUUGAUUUACAUUUUUGUGAAAGCGAAGAAACACAAAAAUCAAAACCGGAUUCCGUUAUUAUUUUUCAUCACAAAGCGAAACGUAAUGUUUGUGAAAUGAUGAGUCAGCGCGAGAAAUUGUCCAAUUAGACUUAACAGAAUUCAAAAAUUUCCAAAAGAUUGUGCAAUUUUCUCUGACCUUAUUAUCUAUUCUAUUUCAUUGAAAAGGGCCAGGGUAAAUUCAAAAAAGGACCUCCUGGCGAAGUCGGGUGGCGCAAUCACUUGCAUUGCGUCACAUCUUCCCGCUACAAUACUUUAGAGUGAUCAGCGGGUAGAGGAGAAGAGAAUAAUUGCGUAACAGGUGGGACCCACGAUAAGUAUAGAUACGUAUUUGAUGACCAGGUUGAGGUUUUUUGGGGAGUUGUUGUAACCAGCGGGGGAUGUGAGCAGCGAACAGAAUGUUUGACACCUGUGGUGUCAGAUUGGCGGGAUAUGGUGUAGGGAGGGUAGAGAAAUGAUUCUGGGUUUAGCACGACACAAAAUUAUCCGGGAGAAGUUCAAACCUUUUCGUCUUGAGACCAAGCGCGGGAAAUUCAAAAAAUUUUGGAUUUGAAUUUUUCUCGAAGCUCUUGAUUUACCCUGUAAAAGGUCGUGUGAGGUUAAAACUAGACUGUAGUUACAAGAAUAUUUCCGAAAUACAGUGUUUCUAAAAUUGAUCAACUUGGCGACAAAAUCGUAAAUUUAUCUACUUUAAAAACACUGUGUUUCAAAAGAGUUAACUCAAAAAUCCCAAUCCAACAUCUUUGUCUUCCAGGAAAUCGGAGCGAUUCAGGCGUUGAAAGAAGUCGCAUCGUCACCCGACGAAGUUGCCGCCAAAUUCGCCUCCGACGCUCUCACAAUCAUCGGCGAAGAAGUUCCAUACAAAUUGGCCCAACAAGUUCCCAGCUGGACAUCGGAUGAUGUACAGUAUUGGGUGAAGAAGGUUGGUUUCUUAUAUUUUCUAUUUUUGUUUUAAAUAUGUUCCAAGUAUGUUUUUAGAUUGGAUUCGAGGAAUAUGUUGGGCAAUUUGCGAAACAUAUGGUUGAUGGUGAUCUUCUUCUUCAUUUAACCGAAAAUGAUUUGUUGUUGGAUAUUGGAAUGAGAUCUGGACUUCAACGUAAACGAUUUAUGAGAGAAUUGGAAUCUUUGAAAAUCGCUGCUGAUUAUUCCAAUGUUGAUGAGUCAAAUCUCGAUCAAUUUUUGAUGAAUCUGUCACCGGAACUCUCUGUCUAUACAUAUCAAAUGCUUUCAAAUGGAAUUAAUCGAUCAUUAUUGAGCUCUUUAAAUGAUGAUUUGAUGCAAAAUGCGUGUGGAAUUCAUAACCCAAUCCAUCGGCUAAAAUUAACACAAGCAUUUGAAAAUGCAAAACAUCCAGAUGAUGUUGAAGUUGCGAUGUUGAGCAAGCAAAUUGAUGUAUUUAUUUCGUAUCGAAGAUCAACGGGAAAUCAAUUGGCUAGUCUUAUCAAAGUUUUGUUACAACUUCAUGGAUAUAAAGUGUUUAUUGAUGUCGAUAAACUCUAUGCUGGCAAAUUCGAUACAUCAUUACUCAAGAAUAUUCAAGCGGCGAAACAUUUCAUUCUGGUUUUGACACCAAAUUCAUUGGAUCGACUUUUGAAUGAUGAUAAUUGUGAAGACUGGGUGCAUCGGGAGUUGAAAUGCGCAUUUGAUCAUCAGAAAAAUAUCAUACCAAUUUUCGACCAAUCUUUCGAAUUUCCCGCCAAAGAAGAUCAAAUCCCUCAUGAUAUUCGGAAUAUUACAAAAUAUAAUGGUGUCAAAUGGGUUCAUGAUUAUCAAGACGCUUGUAUGGCAAAAGUUGUUCGAUUUAUCACCGGAGAAUUGAAAAACACACCUACAUCUAAAGAUGUAAGUCAGAAAAAUGAUAAAAUGUUGGGGGGAAAAUCCAUUAAUUAUUUCCAGCAUUUUCAGAUGCCAGCAGUUCGAAAUAAAUCAUCAACGAGAGCUUGGCAAGGAACUGGUUUGAGAAGUGGAGCAUCAAGUCGAUCGAUAAAUCGACAAAUCGAACCACCAACUCCAACUUGUGAGUUUUCAAAUUUUUUUUUUGAAUAAUUUUUAUUUGGACCUAUUUUCAGACACCCCAACAUCAUCAACAGAGCGCGCUUCAAUUCGCCGAAAAAUUCAAUCAUCUGUAUCUACAGUAUCUGAUCGGGUCUCAUAG
Molecule: messenger RNA, 12324 nt
Organism: Caenorhabditis angaria
Lineage: Eukaryota; Metazoa; Nematoda; Chromadorea; Rhabditida; Rhabditidae
Source: the annotation of a GenBank genome assembly